Messenger RNA from Syngnathoides biaculeatus (alligator pipefish), 4900 nucleotides. RefSeq names its product oxysterol binding protein-like 6 (gene osbpl6). Lineage: Eukaryota; Metazoa; Chordata; Actinopteri; Syngnathiformes; Syngnathidae. Bases 307 to 3072 code for a protein of 921 amino acids. Gene Ontology annotation, molecular function: cholesterol binding. The transcript is spliced from 23 exons. Gene Ontology annotation, cellular component: intracellular membrane-bounded organelle; cytosol; plasma membrane. The record is from RefSeq and is a predicted model, not a curated record.
UGAGCCGAGUCGAGCCGUCCAUCACAACCCGCGUACGAGGAAAGCAGCAAACGCAGCACUUUUUCGUCCCCUCUUCCCACAGUGUUGUGGCCUACGGAUAAAAUCAUGUCCGCUCCGUUAAAUUGACGUCUGAGAGGUGGACUACCGUCCAAACGGCCUGCUUUCGAUAAGUCCACCGUCUGUGACCAGGAGGGGGAGAGCGGCUCGAUUGUUUCCUGUAAAGACGUGGUCAUUACACCAGUGCAUCUGUGAUGACGAUCGAUAAUCAAGUAACCAGCUAAUCCCCAGAGCCUACUGCCCUCUACCAUGUCCCACUCCCAGCACUCGCAGCGAGGUGCCCAUGGGCGUGCCAUGAGCUCUGAGGAGAGGAGCUCAGUGAUGGUCAACAAGGCCUCCACACCGGUGCACAAGAGUGCAUCAUCCUCUUCUUCAUCCCAGCGCGACAGUCGGCAGGAGACAGACAGCUGGGAAAUCAUCGAGGGGCUGAAAAUUGGUCAGAACAGCGUCCAGAGGCCAGAUAAGCAUGAAGGGUUUAUGCUGAAGAAGCGGAAAUGGCCUCUGAAAGGCUGGCACAAGCGAUUUUUUGUUUUGGACAAUGGUAUGCUGAAGUACUCCAAGUCUCCCAUUGAUAUCCAGAAAGGCAAACUGCAUGGCAGCAUCGACGUCGGCCUUUCUGUGAUGUCCAUCAAAAAGAAGGCUCGUCGUAUUGACCUUGAUACAGAGGAGCAUAUCUAUCAUCUCAAGGUCAAAUCCCAAGACAUCUUUGAUGCCUGGGUAUCCAAGUUGCGACAUCACCGUCUUUACCGACAGAACGAGAUUGUACGAUCUCCUCGGGACGCCUCCAUGCGGACGUUCCCUCCGUCGGCGGUUGCAGAGUCCCCUCAAGCUGCUUCAAGUCUUGGACAUGAUGCCAAGCAAGCUAAACCCAGUGGGCUGCCAUGGCAAACACCCGUCCCCACCGACAGCAGCCUGCCUGUCUCCUACAGAAACGGUCAGAGCAAAGUGGCUGCCUGGCUGCAAGAAUCCGAGGAAAUGGACAAAUGUGCAGAAGAUCUUGCACGUUGCCAGUCCAACCUGACUGAGCUGAGUGGCCUCUUGCAGAGUCUGGAAAUUUUACAAAGGACUCAGUCAGCACCCAACUUUGCGGAUAUGCAGGUUGAAAACACGGCUUGCGUAGAAUUGACAAAGAAAGAAAAGCGCAUGAACAGAAGAUGGAGGACAAAAAGUGUCGGCAAAGAUGCAAAAUUCCAGCUUCAGGUCCCGCUGUCAUCCAGCAUGUCGCCAGUGCGCCUCCACUCAUCCAACCCUAACCUCUGCGCCGAGAUGGGGGACUUUCAAGCUCCCGUCUCCCGGCUGACAGACAGCGUAGAGUGUACUAGUGACUACAUCAAACUGCAAGAGGAGUUCUGCACCAUCGCCCAAAAAGUCCACACGCUGCUCAAGUCGGCUUUCAACACAGUCGCCAUUGAGAAAGAAAAGAUCAAGCAGAUUCUGUCUGACCAGGACCAGUCUGACCACUCAGCCCAGAUCAACUCCCUGAGGAAGUCUCUGUCACAGGCCGUGUCCCAAAACGCAGAACUUCGAACCCGACUGAAUCGCAUCCACUCCGAGUCUGUCCUGUCGGAACAAGUCGUGAGCGUGAAUAUCAUCUCCACUCCUGAUGAGGUUGGAGAGCAGAUGGGCAUCCCUCUGACGCAGCAGGCUUCCAACGAAAGCCGACUUUCCAUGUCGGAGUCUGUAUCCGAGUUCUUCGACGCCCAGGAAGUGCUUCUAUCGGCCAGCUCGUCAGAGAAUGAGGGCUCAGACGAUGAGUCAUACGUCAGCGACGUGAGCGAUAACAUCUCAGAGGACAAUGCCAGUGUGACCGAUAACGUCUCCAGACAAAUGGCCAACGGAGACUUCGCCGCCUGUGCCUUCCGUAACGGGCGGCGCAUCUCCCUGCCGGCGCCCUGUCCUGACACCGGCAACAUCAACCUGUGGAACAUCUUGCGGAACAACAUAGGCAAGGACCUCUCCAAAGUGUCCAUGCCCGUGGAGCUCAACGAGCCUCUCAACACGCUACAGCGCAUGUGUGAGGAGCUGGAGUACAGCGAGCUGCUGGACAAGGCCGCUGAGAUGGAGGAUCCCUUUGAACGCAUGGUUCUGGUCGCUGCCUUCGCCGUAUCAGGCUACUCAUCCACCUACUACAGAGCAGGAAGCAAGCCAUUCAACCCGCUCCUUGGAGAGACGUAUGAAUGUAUAAGAGAAGACAAGGGAUUCUGUUUUUUCUCUGAACAGGUGAGCCACCAUCCUCCCAUCUCUGCCUGCCACUGUGAGUCCAAGAACUUCACAUUCUGGCAAGAUGUGAGAUGGAAAAAUAAAUUCUGGGGAAAGUCAAUGGAAAUAUUGCCAGUCGGGACAGUCAGCCUCAUGAUUCCCAGAUUUGGAGAUCACUACGAAUGGAACAAAGUCACCACAUGUGUCCACAACAUCCUCAGCGGCCGGCGUUGGAUCGAACACUACGGCGAGAUCACCAUAAGAAACACAAAAAGCAGUGCUUGCCUCUGCAAACUCACAUUCGUCAAGGGGAACUACUGGAGUUCGAACGUGAACGAAAUCCAAGGAUUUGUGAUGGACCAGGAAGGAAAAGUGAUCCACAGGCUUUUUGGAAAAUGGCACGAGGGGCUUUACUGUGGUGUCCCACCAUCAGCCAAAUGUAUCUGGAGGCCAGGCUCUAUGCCCACAGACUACGAGCUAUAUUACGGCUUCACCAGGUUCGCCACAGAACUCAACGAGCUUUGUCCCGAGUUGAAAGAUGUCCUGCCGCGAACGGACGCACGCUUCAGACCCGAUCAAAGGUACCUAGAAGAGGGUAACUUGGAGCUUGCUGCCUCCGAGAAGCAGCGAAUUGAAGACCUGCAGAGGACCAGGAGGAAGUGGAAUGAAGAAAAUAAUGUCAAACAGGAGCCUUGCUUCUUCAAGAAAGUGGUUGACGCUAAUCAAAGAGAACGUUGGGUGUCGAACAACACGUACUGGGAGCUGCGCAAAAACCCUGGAUUUAUCAACAUGGAGCCUAGCGUGAACCUGUGGUAGCCCACAGCCCCUCGCUCCCCUCCUCACAUAGCAACGUCUGACUGCACAAUUGAGAUGUGAGAAGAAAACCAAAAACUAAUAAGACACAUUUGGAGGUGACGCGCCCGGAUUGGUGCAAAGCUUACAAGAGGAGCCUCACCUUCAAUGUAGUCGGAUCUUCUUCAGCUACUUAAAUGACUCCCGAGUCGGCCUUAAAUGCGGACACCCAUACUUAACUACAACCAUGUGCAUGCUUAAGACAGCUCUUACAGGCAUCCGGCCAUAUUUAAUACAUUACGGUUGUAGAAAAAGAGAUAUUUUUUUAUAAAAUAUCUUAGCAGAAUUUUUUUUUUUUUUUUUUUUUUUUGCCUUUUAAUACAAUUUGUGAUGGGGAACAACACGUCAAGCCACAGCUGCGUGCACACACCCCAUAGCAUGUUACACAACAGUGUAACCAUAUUCAUCUGAAAAUCAAUAGACACGAGUCAGAAGUUGUCUGCUCAAUCUCGGCUUGAAGACCCCUCAUUCCCUGCCUCGCCAUCUAAUUUCAACCAUCUGCUUAAAAGCCACUCCGUCCAUGUAUAGUGCUGAGCUUACUUCGUUACACUGCAGGGAAACGCUCUAAACUGGGGGGGUGGGAGAAGUGUGGCCCGGAGAGAAUUUACAUUAUGAAGAAUAUUUGUUGCAUUAAUGGAGUCAUUUGUUUUGUGCAUGUAAAAUUUAAAUGUUUUUAGUUGUUUUUAAGCAUUGUUCCUAAAAAAAGGUUUCUUAAAAUACAUUCAGUGAUUAUUUUAUUAUUUUUACAGGAAUUGAAUACGUGAUUAAUUUAUUGUAUUAUUUUUGCCAUUUUCAACUCAAAAAAUUAAUUGAAAUGUAUUUAUUCAUAAUAACAAGCCAUUCAAUAGUUAAGUGAGUGCAAAUAUUUCAUCAUUGCCCCCGAAAAUUUAUUUUAUUAUUGUAUUAAGUAGCUGGUUAAAUUAUAAUUAAAAAACAAUUUGGAGGUUGAAUUACUAUUUUAUUAUGAAAGUGAAAUAUUUUACAUACAGAUUUUAAUGACAUGGACCAUUUUCCCAUUUUUAAAAUCAUUAUGUAUUUAAUCACUCAAUACAGAUAAAGAAUUUCCAAAAAAGAUGGGUUUGCCCAACCCUGCUGCUAAUUUAUCCAAAGAUACUGUAGGUGGCUUCAUUUAUUUUACUAAUACUAUGCCUCAAAGUGUGGUACUAUAUUUUCGAUUACAAACCACUCAUCAACAUAUUUAUUACAUUACAUGGACAAAAGUACUGGUUGUUGCAUCCAUGGAAAGUUCCGGGUUUGUAAUGGGGGAGCCUGGAAAAAAGACCCAGACAGAAAAUGCAUACUCCACCCAGGAAGGCCCAAAAAGAGACACAAACCUCCAACCUCGGGACCGUGAGGCAGAUAUGCUAACCACUAGCGCACAGCGUUGCCCUAUGAAUUAAUUCACAGACUGAAGGUGGAUUUUUGUCCAUGUAUGUCACGUUCUGGCAGCUACUUUGUCAACCCUAAAACUGCAGAGCCACCUGCUGCUCACUCAAGGGAACUACAGCUCACUGAUGCAGGCGUGUCAUCAAAUUUGAUUGAGUUAUUCUGAUUUAGCUGAUCAAUAACUAGCGACUAAAACUGAUACAGCCCCGACAGCUGUCACGGGAGGGUUUCUCAUUUGUUAUAAAACCAACGCUGAUUGACAAAACAAAUAUGGAGUAAAACUUCACUUUUGCUGAUGACCUUUGUCUGCACUUUCUCCCCUCGACAAGUAUUCAAUUUCACUUGCCGUGCCUUAAAGCAUUUAAGAAUGACACGUACACUGCUGGUGAGAAGAAGUUCUGCCAUC